This is a messenger RNA of Megalops cyprinoides (Indo-Pacific tarpon), 4846 nucleotides long. Its product is annotated as E3 ubiquitin-protein ligase RNF31-like. Lineage: Eukaryota; Metazoa; Chordata; Actinopteri; Elopiformes; Megalopidae. Gene Ontology annotation, molecular function: K48-linked polyubiquitin modification-dependent protein binding; linear polyubiquitin binding; zinc ion binding. Bases 353 to 3703 code for a protein of 1116 amino acids. Gene Ontology annotation, cellular component: LUBAC complex. The record is from RefSeq and is a predicted model, not a curated record. Gene Ontology annotation, biological process: protein linear polyubiquitination. The transcript is spliced from 24 exons.
GUUCACAACAAGGCAAAUGAAAGUCAAUGAGAUUUUGACACAACAUGGUAAUCAGUGAGAGGUAGUUUCAGCAUGCAGCCAAAGUGCAACAGCUCUUGGUAGCCACGAAAUCGAAACUCAAAACAGACAUAUAGCUGAUAUAUCUUAACUAGCUAGCUUCCGUGUGAAAGAAAUUCCGGGGCACUUGACAUACGUUGUCUUUACCACUGAAAUAGACAGAUAGUUAAUGGCAAUAGUGGAGUAGGACCAGUAGGAAUAGGUAAAUUACAUAGGUAAAAGUAAUUUAGCAAGCCAGUUACAGGAAUUUGAAGAAGCCCCGACAAAUGAAAAGAGGUGGAAACAAAUAAGGUCAAUGGCCAGUAUUUCAGCCCAGCUGGAGGAGGUGAGGGGCAGGGCAGAAGCCUGCCUGUCAUCCACAGGCUCCGCCCAGGAAGCAAAGUCUCAUGUUCAGGCAAUGGCGGACAUCCCCCUCCCCAUCUCUGCCAAAUAUCAACACAUUCCCGUGGAAACCAUGGUGAGAGAAAACAGCACUGGGGGCAACAGGGAGGAGAGUGUGAACACCUUGCAGAAGCUGCUUACAGCACUUAACAUCCUGGAGAAAUAUGGCUGUAACCUGACCAACCCCAACAGGCCAAAGUACUGGCGCAGUGUCAAGCACAAUAACCCUGUGUUCAGGACCACUGUGGAUGCCAUCAAGGGGGGGCGGGAUGUAUUGUGUUUGUAUGGCUAUACCAAUCAGCAGCCAGAUGGCCUCAGCUUCCCCGAUGAUGUCACAGAUCCAGAUGUUGCAAAGGUUUCCAAAGUGGCUGUGGAGGUCAUGAGCCUGAGGAUUGAAUUAGACAUGUUUAUAAAGGAUACUCAUCCACACCCAGAAUUCUUUGAGAGAAUCAUUCACUCUCACAGCCAGAAGGGGGCACCAUUUGACCAGGGAGACUUCAAGCUCCCCUCCAAGUCAGAGGCUCUUAAUCCCAGCGCGGGACAGCAGGAGGAGGUGGAGACCCAGAUUGUUGUCUCUCCAUCCCUCCCAGACAAACCUGCUCAGAGUCCAGGGCCGAUACACCCUUCCCUCAGCCCCACCAGUCUCAUGGGAGUGACCUGCAGUGUGUGUGGUGGUGAUCCCUCUCUCCUCUGUCCUCCCUGUGGUUCGACCCUUUUCUGCGAGACGUGUGAUUUCAUCUACCACCGCCAUCCCGACAGAACCAGUCACAGACGAGAGCACAUACAGGCCCCGAAACCGGACUGCACCAUCUGUGGCAGUAACCCAGCGUCGGCCCACUGCCCCACAUGCGUCCAGCAGCUGUGUCUGCAUUGUGACAGACUGUAUCACUCUCAUCCGGACCGGAAGGACCACCACAGGGUCUUCACGACACCCGCUGUACCUCAGCCGCCCAUCAGCCGCUCCCUCUCCACAUGGCAGUGUGCCACCUGCACGACCAUAAAUGAGGUGAAGGCAGUGCUGUGCUCCAGCUGUGAACGCCCGCGCCUGAUCUCUGCUGCCCCUGCUGUCCAGGAGGAACCAGCGCAGCCUGCUACCAUCACAGAGUGGCAGUGUAAGAGCUGCACGGUGAUGAACGCGGGCAGCAGUGUCCUGUGUGAGGUGUGUGAACGUCCCCGCCUGGCCACACGCCCCCCAGCAGCGCCCGUGUGUUCUGCCCCGUCCACACCCAAGGCAGACAGGGGUGCUGACGUGCAGUGGACCUGCCAGUUCUGCACCUACGUCAAUGCCUCUCCCUCUGCGACGUGUGAGAUGUGCGAGCUGGCACGUUCCGACCUCGUGCCCUCUCCGGCUAGGCUCCCCCCGCCGUUGUCUGCGACGGAUUUUGUUCCGCCGCUCGUCAGGCCCGAGGUUCCGCCCAGGACGGACCCCGAUUUCAAUAAGCAGAAACUGAUGAAGGACGAUGGGCUGAAGCUGAUCCAGCUGAUCAGAGAGGGUGAGAAGAAUGGGGUGAGCCCGGAGGAGGUGUAUGCAGCUCUGUGUGUUUCCAGGGGCAGCAACGUCAGCCCCUGCCAUUGGCUGAAGUCUGAGCUGCCCCUCCUCCUGGAUGAAAUCUGUGCCAUGGCGGCCUCUGUUCAAGCGGACUACAAAACGGAGAAUUCUGGGUCGCUGGACAACCCGGAGGAACCACAGAACUCGGCCGCCCAGGUGCAGCUGUCGAGGGCAGAGGCCAAACAGGCCUGGCUGGCAGCAGGGGGUGACAUUGAGAAAGCUGUGCAGCAGCUGCUGAGGAACAGACGUGCUAAGGUGCGAGAGCUGUGCUCCCUGGGUUUCAGCGAGGUGGCCAAGUGCGAAGAAGCACUGAGGCUGAGCGGCGGGGAGGUACAGGGGGCCCUGUCCCUCCUCCAGCGCCCCCUGCUGGAACCCUUCCACCAGCGCGUGUGGAGCGAUCAGCAAGAGCCCCGCAUCGACAUCAAAAACCCAGACAAACAGCGGAUGUGCCGCAGACUGCUGGCACUGUACGACCUGCCCAGCUGGGGGCGCUGUGAGCUGGCCCUGUCGCUUCUUCAGGAGCCUGAUGCCCACUACACCCUGGAGGACGUGGUGCAGGCGGUCAAAGAGUCCCAAGACCGGGACUUUAUCAAGAGGAUGCUGGCCAAGGAGUGCCCCUGCUGCCUGGAUGUCUUUCCCCACAGCAAGAUGCAGUCACUGACCUCCUGUCAGUGCUAUGUGUGCUGCGAUUGCUUCCAGCAGCACUUCACCGUCGCUGUGAGAGAUAAACACAUCAGAGAUAUGGUGUGUGCUGUCUGCGGCGGGCCCGACAUCAAUGACUCCGAGCACCUGGACAGCCACUUCUCCACCCUCGAUAUACAGCUGCGGGACUGCCUGGAACCAGAGGUGUACGAGCUCUUCCACAAGAAGCUGACAGAAUACGCCCUCAUUAAGGACCCCAAGUUCCUUUGGUGUACCCACUGCUCCUAUGGGUUUAUCUACGAUGCAGACCAGCUGAAGGUCACCUGCCCUCAGUGCAGAAAGAGCUUCUGUGCCCAAUGCAAGAAGCCUUGGGAAUCUCAGCACCAGGGCCUCUCGUGCGAGCAGUUCCAGAUGUGGAAGAGAGAGAACGACCCGGAGUACCAGAGGCAGGGCCUUGCUGGGUACCUUCGUGACAAUGGCAUCACCUGUCCUAACUGCAGGUUUCAGUAUGCUCUGACUAAAGGCGGCUGCAUGCACUUCACCUGCUCCCAGUGCAGAUACCAGUUCUGCAGCGGCUGCAACAACCCCUUCCACACUACGGCCUGUGCGGUUGCCCAGUGCACUGUGACCGGCUUGCAUGCCCAUCACCCCCGAGACUGCCUGUUCUACAUGAGGGACUGGGAGCCGGCCAGGCUGCAGGACCUGCUGCAGAGGAACGCUGUGGAGUUCAACACUGACCCGCCCAGUGGCACUGGUGUGGAGGCUGGGCGCUGUGGAGUGAUGGAACAGAAGGAUGGUGGCCAGAUAGACUCACCAUGUGGAGUUGAAACUCAGCCAGGGCAGGCAGGACUCUGCGAGAAGCAUUACAGAGAGUACUUGGUCAGCCUCAUCAAUGACCACUCCCUCGACCCUGCUCCCCUCUUCGACGAGAACGAACUGUUAGUGGCUUGUCGGAGAUACCAAGUGGACAUGAGGCGGGGGGAGGCAGAAGAUGAUGGGGCAUACCACGGCCGACUGUUGAAGAAACUGAUGGACGAGGUUCCCCUGGGAGACAAGGUCCCUCGAAAGAAAUGAAGAAGAAGGAAAAAAAGAACGAUUUUAACCCUUUAAAUGAAUGUCACUGAUCGACUUGUCAAUCUGGGUCUGUGAUGACCUGCACUCAACCCUGCUGUUACUCCUUUUGGAGCUGAAGUUUAAUUUGAGUUUCCCCCCGAACUGACUGAAGCAUUAGAAUAUGAAGCAUUCUGGAACACUGAAACAAAUGGACACCCUUGCAGCGCUGGUAACCAGAACCAAACCCUUUUUCCUGUGGAUGAUCAGUGGCCUCUAUUCAUCUCAUCUCACAGGAUCACAGAGGCUUUCUUAUCAGACACACUGCGUACAAAAACCAUUUUCACCCUCUAAAAUUUACUAAAAACAGUUGAAUUCCUGCCAUGUGGAAGAUAUCACUCGUGCUGUGUGAUUUUUAACUUGAAUCCUUUGUCCUGUCAAAGGCUUUCUUUGUAUGCAGUUUGUUACUGACAAUGGUAGUCAGUCCAAGGCCAGAGCAUGGAACAUUGAGUCUUUUGAAUUGUAAGAUCUAGAUUCUUGUUGAUCAGUUAUCAGUUAUUAUCAAGUUAUCAGGUCUUUUACACUGGCGUUAUGUUUUUCUGUAUCAUUCUGUAUGUCCAUGUAACGAGAGCUACAGAAAUACGCCCUUUUAACUGACCUCCAUCAAAGUUUCACCUUUUGGGAUUGCUUGGGGUCUGACUUUCCCAACUGAAUUUUUUGCAGUCUUUUAAAGCUCGAGGUGACAGGAAAUGGUACCAGGGACUGGAUAACUUUUCACAAUUAUUCUGAUCCUCACGGUGCCUCGUCCCAAAACAAGACAAUGCCUCUCAGCCCUCCCACUCCUUGACUCCUAAUCCACCUUUACCUGUGUCUGUGUACCUCCUCUGAGGUCAGGGCAACACACAGCCCACCUCAAUAUCACAGCCUUCAGCUGUCUGACUGUUGACAUUACCCCCUGCAGAAUCAUUCAUUACGUGUUAAAUACAUAUCAAAGCCGUUUGGUUAAUGGACUGUUUUUACAAUCCCCUACCCUCACCCUGCUUGAUGGGAUCAGUCAGCUCUGAUUCUACAUCAGAAGAGUGAUUCCCUUUGGAGAUCUAACACCAUUCUUUUGUUGUUAUUUUUUUACAGCACUGUAAGAUAUUUUUUCCAGAGGGUUUCCUGAAA